AUGGAGAAGAGCAACGAGAAUAGCAAAGACGUGGAACUGGCGCUUCCCACGCAGAAUGGGGACAAUUCUGUCGUCCAAGUCCUGGACUGGGACUUGCCGCAGGACCCGGAGAACCCUCAGAACUGGCCUCUGGGGAAGAAGAUAUAUCACACUCUCUGUGUUGCCGUGUAUGCUUUUACCAUAACAUACAUGUCCUCCGCCUACGCCCCCGGGGCAACACAGCUCGCAGAGCAACUAGGCGUCUCGGAGACAGUCUCUCUCCUCGGCGUAUCGCUCUUCUGCGUCGGGCUCUCUCUGGGCCCCGUCAUCGCGGCCCCGCUCAGCGAGACGUUUGGCCGACUGAUCAUCUACCGACUGUCUCUGCCGAUUUCGAUCCUGUUCAUUAUCGGGUCUGCCGUGGCGUCCGACAUGGCGAGUAUCGCCAUCUGCAGAUUCUUUGCCGGCGCUUUUGGCAGUCCUGCGCUGAGCGUGGGCGGAGGAACGAUGGCUGAUAUGUGGCCUCCGUCGCUGUAUGGGCCUACCACGGUGACGUUCCUCCUUGCACCGUUCCUGGGGCCGUCUCUCGCACCCGUUAUCGGAGGAUUCGUCGUCGAACGCAAAGGAUGGCGAUGGCUGGAGUGGGUGAGUGUGUUCAUCUCCGCAGCGACUUGUCUGGCAGCACUCGGCAUGCGCGAGACAUACAAGAAGGUCCUUCUGCAGCGACGAGCGAAGAAACGCGGCCAUGAUACUAGAUCCCACCACCGCAUCCACCCCGUCGCUGCCAUUCGCGCGUGGAUGCGAGACGCCAUGCUCCGCCCGCUGGCCAUGCUCGUCUCCGAGCCCAUCGUCCUGUUCUUCAGUCUGUACAUCGGGUUCGACUUUGCGGUGCUGUACGCCUUCUUCGCGUCCUUGCAGCUCGUCUUCAAGGAGACGUACGGCUUCGACAGCCACGAGACGGGCCUGGUCUUCCUGUCCCUUGCCGUCGGGGCCUCUCUGGCCACGGUGACCAGUCUGCUGAUGGACGGGCUCAUCUACCAAAAGAAACGCCGCCAGCUCGAAAAUCAGGGCUUGAAGAAGGUCCCACCGGAAUAUCGCCUCUACCCUGCGAUGAUCGGCAGCGUGGGGGUGGCCGGGGGCUUGUUCUGGUUUGCCUGGACGGCAAGGCCGGACAUACACUGGGCCAGUGCGGUGGUCGCGCUGGUUCCAUUCAACUGGGGGAAUUUGUGUAUUUUCUCCUCCGCAAUCAUAUACAUAGUCGACUGCUACGGACCCAAAUACGGCGCCUCAGCGCUCUCCGCCAACUCUUUUACGCGGUACAUCUUUGCAGCGGCAUUUCCUCUGUUCACGAUUCAAAGUGAGUGA
Molecule: messenger RNA, 1341 nt
Organism: Rasamsonia emersonii CBS 393.64
Lineage: Eukaryota; Fungi; Ascomycota; Eurotiomycetes; Eurotiales; Trichocomaceae
Exons: 4
Coding region: 1-1341 (446 amino acids)
Biological process (GO): spermidine transport; spermine transport; transmembrane transport
Molecular function (GO): spermine transmembrane transporter activity; spermidine transmembrane transporter activity
Source: RefSeq, a predicted model, not a curated record